This is a messenger RNA of Athene cunicularia (burrowing owl), 4966 nucleotides long. RefSeq names its product layilin (gene LAYN). The record is from RefSeq and is a predicted model, not a curated record. The coding region runs from base 90 to 1169 and encodes 359 amino acids. NCBI's taxonomy places the organism in Eukaryota, Metazoa, Chordata, Aves, Strigiformes, Strigidae. The transcript is spliced from 7 exons. Gene Ontology annotation, molecular function: hyaluronic acid binding.
GGAGAAGAACCCGAGUGCAGUUUGUGGCAUUAACUUCUAGACAACCAGCUGCAGUUUUUUGAUAAUGUUGUGCCGUCUGUGUUUUUCUUAUGUCUUGCACAAUAGCAGUGGACGUGUCCCUCCGAAGAGGACAGGCAGUUUGCCGGGGUGGAACACAGCAACCGUGCUACAAAAUGGGUUAUUUUCAUGAUGCUUCACGCAGGGUCGGCUAUGAAGACGCACACCGUGCCUGCAGAGCUGAUGGCGGACAUCUAGUCAGUAUUGAAACAGAAGCAGAGCAAAGACUGAUUGAAAAAUUUAUUGAGAGUCUCUUAGCUUCUGAUGGAGAUUUUUGGAUAGGGCUUAGGAGGAAAAAGGAGGAGGUAGACAAUAGUACAGAGUGUCAGAACCUCUACUCUUGGUCAGAUGGCAGCUCAUCCAAGUUCCGGAACUGGUAUGUAGAUGAGCCGUCCUGUGGGAGUGAAAUCUGUGUGGUGAUGUACCACCAACCAUCUGCCCCGCCAGGUGUCGGAGGUCCUUACAUGUUUCAGUGGAACGAUGACAGAUGCAACAUGAAAAAUAACUUCAUUUGUAAAUACUCUCUCGAGAAGCCAACGAAUGCUCCAAUAGAGAAUUCUCAAAAAGAUGUUGUAACAGAGCCCUUGAACCCAGCGUUCCCAGAAGAAGGCCAUGAGAAGGAUGCCAAUGUCACAAUUAUAGAAGCCAAAGAACCUGUUCAGAGUUUUGCCUACAUCCUUAUUCCCAGCAUUCCUGUGCUGCUUCUCCUGGGGGUCGUUGCAGCCAUCUGCUGUUUCUGGCUUUUUGCAAGGAAGAGACGGAACCGAUUAGACACCAGCCCAAAGAAGGAGGAUGCGUGGCUGUCUAACCCCAGAAGGAACAGUCCAAAUCUGGAUAUUUACAAAGUAAUCAAGAAGCAAUCAGAAGCGGAUCUGGCUGGAACGAGGCCUGACGCGAAGCAUUCUUCCUUCCGUACACAGGACGAUAAGGUGCUUGACAGCCUCUCCAGGGAUUACGAGGAUGCAGCAAUGAACACAUCAACGAGUGGCUUUGUGACCUUGGCCAGUACUGAGAGCGGCUUUGUGACCAAUGAUAUCUAUGAGCUGUGUGGAGAUCGUGUGGGGAGGAGCAAGGAAUCGGCCUGGGUGGAGAAUGAGAUAUAUGGAUAUUGAGGAAAUGGAGCAAAAACCCCUGGAAAUACAGAUGACGAAGUCAACGUCAAUACAAGUUAACCUGUUCUCCCUAUGCACUUCUUUUCAUAAUAGUGAAUGUGGUGUUUAUCUUGGGUUUGCGUUGUCCCUAUAUUCUUCUCUCUUUUUUUGAAAGAAUAUGGGUUUUUAAAGAUCCAAACUGAAAAGAAUGUAUAUAUUUUGCUUUGCAUCAAGCUCCCUUUUUUUUUUUUUUUUUUUUUUUUUUUUUUUUUGUACUCCAGAGAUACGCCUUUGAAACUAAAGGACACUCCAAAAUCCCCAUUUAUUUAACUGACCUACUCGUCUUCAAAAGUAUUACAACUCAAAAGUCAAUCCCUGGUCACACUUGGGUUCUCACAGGUGUCCCCAAGACAGCUGCCAUGGCUGUGGGUUGGUCGUUGUUGCCACGGCAGCCCCUAUCCCAGCUGGGCUGCCCUCCCUCACCCCCUGCCUAUGACACUGACACCUCCCGAGAAGGAGAUCAGUGUGGUUUCUGCUUCUUUCCCUCCUUCCCUCCCGGUUCUUGCUGCCAAGGCAAUGUGUGUGAGUCACAGCACAUAGCUGUGUGUCACGCCAGGAGGUCGGGUUUUGAAGUGCUUUGGUGUCUCAAGGCUAAUUCUGUUCCCUCACUUAUCCUCUGGCAAAAGGAAUUGCAAAGCAAGGAACGAGGGACUUCUCUGCAUUGCCAAAGGAAGGGAACGGGGUACUCCAAAGCAUUCUGAUGGGUCUGGGAAACGAGAGCAGCCUGGUUAGCUGUCCAGAGAUGUGCUGAUUUGGCCUAAAUGACAAAUUAAUUACCAGUUCCUUUCAAUAGCCAGUUGUGGUUUUAUCCUAGAUCUUUUUCCUCCUUUGGCCUGUGACAUGUACUGAACUGCAUGAAGACUAACACCCCGAUGUUAAUCUUCAUAGAGACGGAAUUCAUGAAAAGGUAGGCGAAUGUAAAGAAUUGAAUUAAAACCAGCACUCUGACAGGUAAACUGAAGUAUCAUGCUAAUCACUUAUAAUGAAUUAUUUGUUGUCUCCACUUAUUCCAGUUAGGUAGAUUAAAUAAGUAAUAAGGCAAGGUACUGAGGGUAGUUUCUGGAAUGACAGUGGGAGGGAAUGACAUCUUACUUUACCGUAGUUUUUAAGGUGUUUUUGAAGCCAAUAUUAGAUGCCUACCAUUUGCCUGCACAUUUGGAGGAGUAGAAAUGAAUGGUAGCAGGGCAUAGCAGCUGCCGCACAGCUAAACAUAAAUUCAGGUGAAAUGAGACUUUUGCUGUUAGAUACGGGGAACAAGGAAGAAUAUGAAGCAACACCAUUUACCCCGGGGAAAAAAAAAAAAAAAAAAAAAAGUCUGUAGUUGACUGCUUGACUUCUAAGGAAAAGAGAUGAGACAAUCCUUCACACUAGGGUUGGUUGUUUUUUUUUUUUAGAUCGUUAUCUCUGUUUCCUCUGUUAUUUGCAGCACAUUUAAUAAAGGUGUUAAGGAGCUAGAAGAAAUCAAGAGUAUGCGUUUGCCAUGGAAGUGGUAUGAGGGAUCUGUCCAAAUUGCAGAAGCAACUUCAGGCUGGAGUUUCAUUCUCUCUAAGGGGUGUAAGGAGCCAGAGCAGACUAAUGACAUAUUCUAAGCGUUGCACUGAGUUUAAUUUCUCUUUAUUGAACAGAGACUGUAUUUUAGCCAACUGUACGUAAAUAAGAGAUUUCUGGUGUAGGAAGUUGAAAACAGCUGUGAUGAACCGUUCCAAGAUAAACUGAAUUUAACUUGGGCAUUGGUGUGUUUUAAGGCCUUUCAAAGCACACUUCAGGAGAUCACUUGUAUCACGAGAAUGAGGAAUAUAUAUCGGAAAAGAGAGAAGGGUGAAUGAAUCUUCACAGCACUGUCUUUUCUGCUUGGCAGAAUAACGUCAUUCAUCACUGGGAGUGCAGAAAUGCAGCUAAAUGAGGGGUUGGGUGCCUAGCACUUCCUUCAGCCUGUGCUUGCCCAGCUCUGGUUUGGUGAGGAGGUACCUAGAGUUACCCCCAGCACACUGAAAAGCACACCACUUCAAUCACAGCGUCAAGAAGGUACAGGAUGUGCCCGUCAGCGUGGAUUCUGAAGUAACUAAGUGUCUUUGAAUUUGAACUCAUCGCGUGGACAAGUUUUCAUCUUCCAUGCGUGAGGCAGAGGACGUGCCAGCAUCUUCCCGGCAAGCUUGUACUUUCCUACGCCGCCGUGUACUACGAAGAGCAUCCCUGUGUAUGUUUGCUGAGGAGAAACGCAGCAAAGGGGACCUGGGAUUACCUUGGUUUUUGCUAGGGCUUUCUGAUUAAUAUUUUGUUCCUGAGAGGUGAUCAGAUCCAUGUUUGUCUCUCAGUUACAAGGACUCAACGAUCUUCACAGGGGGUUGAGCUAAUUCCUGGGGCAAGGUCUUUGCACUGUUGCAUUUGUCAGUGCAGUGAAGUGGAACAGGAGUUUGGAUAAAAAUUGAGAAUCAUAUCGACUUGAAUAUGCUUCUAAAAUCCCAUGUGCUGCUGGGUAUGGGCUUGCUUUAGCUGAAUUCCACUGGAAAAGUUAGUUUACAGAAGUUGGAAGUGCUUGUAUUUACCAAAGCUUUUGGAAAGGACUAGGAAGGGAAUUGGGAUUUAUCAAAUAAGCCCAUGAUCUAGUCCCAUAAAAGACUACUCUCUGUGAAAUGUUUAAUACUGAGAUCUGCACAACUGAACAUACAUUUACAAAUAUAAAAUGCCCCCCGCUGACAUGAACAGGCACAAUCCAUCCCUGUGCUCCCCAGCUGCUUCCGUCUCCAGACGGACAACACAGCGUUGUUUUGCGCUUUCUGCUUUUUAAAGGUGUUUGUCCUUACCUGAACACAUCGGUGCUAAAUGGACGUGUGGAGUCCAGAGCCUAAGUUGUGCAGGCAGUGGUAGAUUCCGAGGCAAAGGCCAUGAAGUACUGAUAGCCGCAGGGUGGCCCCUGGAUUUUUUUCAGUACGGAAUUAGUCUUGAGUUUCUCUUGUGAAUUGAGUCCAGCUGUCAAUACCGAAGCCAUGAAUAUGCUUAGAGGUUUGCACUCAGAGCUGCACAGCUUCUUGCUAGGGAUCUCUGCAUGUUAGUAGCUGUGUUUAUGUAGAAAUCGCUGCAAAGUUCCACCCUUCAGAUCUGUCGGUCCUGUCUGAUCUGUCAGCUGUCUCAUACAUCGGUUUAUAUAUUCUCAAGGCAAGUAUAUUCAGCUUGGAGUAAAGCGGCACAUUUUCCUUUGUCUGCACUUACUCUGGUUUCAAUUAUUCCAGCGAUGGAGCCGUUCCUUAAAAAUGGAGUUUGAUUUGAUUUGUGUCCCAUUGAGCUGAGACCGAAGUGGGAGUUCUGCGUAGAGAACCAAGUAGGUUGGACACUGGCAAGCUGGACAUCUGCCCUGAGAAAAGCCAGUGUUCAGGACAUCGUCCCGCGUCUGGGGCCAUUUGGAUUCCGCUCUGUCUCGGUCUGAUCUUAACUACCGAGUGUCUCAGACCUCUGUGAAAACCAGAAAUAACAUUUCACAGGCUUCUAGGGAUGCCUUGAAUCUAAGAAUGAGUAACUCUGAAGUGAUUUUUGAGACUACAAUAAUUGGGCCUUGUAACUGAGAAAAUUUCAAUUUUAUCGUCCAGCAGAUCUGUGCAGCAAUUUUGAAGCAUGUCUCGACUAACUCAUUGUGUAUAAAAACUGAUUUGAUGAAAGAUAAUGGUUUGGUUGAGCAGUUCUGGUGCCUGGCCCUGUGUAUACCAAGUUUCUUACUCUGUCAGAUCAUGUUUGACCUUUUCACAAGACAAAUAAAAAUAGUA